This is a messenger RNA of Salmo salar (Atlantic salmon), 2856 nucleotides long. Its product is annotated as RING finger protein 122. The record is from RefSeq and is a predicted model, not a curated record. Gene Ontology annotation, cellular component: endomembrane system. Gene Ontology annotation, molecular function: ubiquitin protein ligase activity. Gene Ontology annotation, biological process: proteasome-mediated ubiquitin-dependent protein catabolic process. NCBI's taxonomy places the organism in Eukaryota, Metazoa, Chordata, Actinopteri, Salmoniformes, Salmonidae.
AACAUUCUUCUCAAUCGAAGCAGCAGAUGGUUAGAGGGAGAGUAGGAACUUCCCCCUCCUAAAUACACACACACACAUACACACUAGCAAAAAUAUCCCAGCUAGAAGACUGUUCUUUGUUUGUGUUUUGGGGAAUCAUGUUUUUCCUGCUGUGAAGAGUACGCUCUACCCCCCUAGUAGAUCAGAGCACUGAUGGAGGAGAGGAAGAGGAGGAGAAGAGAGGGCAGACAGAGGGGAUAAGGCUUGUGAAAAUCUCUCAGUUCAGAAGGAUUUGGAGGGGGACAAAGCAGGGACGAAUACCUCCCACACUGGAAUAAGAGCAGGGACUCUGUCGUUUGGAAUGGUUUUCUGUCACUGUGAUGAACUGGAUAGUUGUUGUUUACCGGAUUGCAAUUUAUCUGGCUGUUUUUCUCCUGAAUGCAAGUUGUUUUGAUUGUGAGGAAAGGAAAUGUGGGUUGUUUUGCUCAGUGUUGAGAGCAGAUUUCACCACUUCAACAGUGGACAUUGACAUGAGGUAAGAGCCAUGUGACUAAACUGAUUUCUUCGUCUCUCUCUGACAGUCAUCAUUUGGACGUCAUCGUUAAUGUUGAGAGAGGAGAAGGAGCACACACGAGGACUGCAGCACUCCCAAUCCCACAUCUCCCAAUCCUAACCCUCGGGAGCUAAUCCAGAUUUGGGAAUGUCGCGCAUGGAUUGCUGAGUGGACAAAACCGCACAGCCAGAAUCUGCACAAUCUUCUUCUCGGAAUUCUGAUCAUCUUCAUGGUUUUGUUUUUGGACGAUCCACCACAACCAAAACCACCCCAGCGACUCGUUUGUCUUCUUUUAGCCCCAGUUUAGAGACUGAUUUUGGGCUUCCGGGCGUCGGGGUAACCUGGUAGUUUGGCCCUCACACAGGUCCAGCCUUCUCCUGACAGGGCCUGGAUUUACUGCUGCAGUCCUGGGAGUCAGAUUUCAUGCAACCAUUCCAAUGGUGUAACGGUGUGUAAACAAGAAGCUGUGAGCCGUUUGCAUGUGGGGAUAUGUCUCCGGCUCCUCUGUUUUCAGAGGGGAAAACAUAUGAGUAUUUAUAACACUUCCAUUAUAUGGAUGCCUGUGGUUUAGGUCUCCAGCACUUUGAGAAGUACUGUGGACUUAGCAAGAUGGAUACCACUUAUCACCUGCCGCUCAAUGUCUACGUGAUAGUGCUGGGCAUCGGCCUGUUCGUCUUCAUGCUCAGCCUCAUCUUCUGCUGCUACCUCUUCAGGUUGAAACAGCAAGGGACGAGGGAGCAGUUCAGCUACAAUGAGGUGGUUCUUAAAGGGGCAGGCAAGAAGCUGAGCCUUCUAGGACAAACGUGUGCAGUAUGUUUGGAAGAGUUUCGGACCAGAGAUGAGCUAGCCGUGUGUCCGUGUUCGCACGCAUUUCACAAGAAGUGCCUGCUGAAGUGGCUGGAGAUCCGCAGCGUGUGCCCCAUGUGUAACAAGCCCAUCCUCAGGCUCCACCCAGACCCCACACAGGGAACUGAGGGGCCCCAGGACCCAGAGGAGGUGUGAAGGACCCACAGGGGCCACCACGACCGCCAUACGCACCUGUACACAUUUACACGGAAUUGAUGGUCAUUUUAUGGACAUCACACAGUCGAUUGUAUUCUUAAAGUGGCUUCCAUGGUGUUAGUCUUUGACUGAGCAUUAAUCAAUAUGGCUGGGGUUUGGGUACUGUAUAUGGAUGUUGAUUACACCCGUCCAGGCCUUUCAGAUCGUCAAGAAAGUCAACGAUGUCCGAGGGGCAGGGCGCAAGAGAGUGUUUCGGGAUCGGGCCCUACUAGUUUAGCAAUGGAACCUAAAAACAAAACGAUAACCUUAACCUUGAGGGAUGUGGUGUUUGGAAUUUGGCCCUAGUAGAUUAGCAGUGGAGCUUCAUAAAGCUGUUGUCUGUCCUCCCCCUUUAGAUCAGUGAGAAUGAGUAAAGGCUAUAUGGACACUCCUGACCCGAAUAUUCAUUUUGCAGGUCAGCAGCGUACUAAUAGUAUCUCCAGUGAGAAUGAGAGGAAAGUGACAUAGGAACGGGAGCCACUUUAGAAUACCGAGUUCUCCCCCAGUCUUUGGACGAUGCCUGGUACAACACUGCCAGAAACAGCCAAUCACAAACGACACAUCAGGCAUUCUGAGAAGGUCAUUGGUCGAGUAUCAGGAUUGAUGUAAAUGGAUACCUCUCAUACCUCAGGGGUGUUACAAUACAAGCCAGCACAAACAUGCCAUUCAAUACCAUGUGCCACACACAGAACAUGUCCAAUACUGCCAACUCCAACCUAGGUAACACUAUACUGAGGUAGUCAAAACAUUGGUCACGUUCCAGGCCGACUACAUUGCCGCACGCAGCAACCAAUGGUUCUAUGCCAUGUCAUCGACUGCGCAGUCGUAUGCGGUUAGCUGACAUGUUAAACACUUAUCCAGGUGUGGAGAUCUGGUAAGCGACUGCAAUGUAGUCGGUCUGGAACGCAGCCAUUGAGAUCUGGCAAGCGACUGCAAUGUAGUCGGUCUGGAACGCGGCCACAGGCCGGAAUCACAAAACCAGUCCAAUACCAACAUCACAGCAGCUCUCUGAUGUACAGAACUAUAUAUCCAGGAGUGUGUCUGAAAUGGCACCCUAUUCCUUACACAGUGCACUACCUUUGACCAGAACCCUAUGCAGGCCCUGGUCAAAAGUAGUGUACUAUAUAGGGAAUAGGGUGCCAUUUGACACAAACCAGGUCCAUAACCUCGAAGACUGAUAGACAGCUAGUCUUGCCUGUAUGUAUGUAUGUACGUAACGUUGUGAUCCCCCAUCUUGUAAUUUUGUAUCGUUUGUUGCUUUUAAAUAAAAUAUGUUUCCUCUC